AUGAGUAGCAGAAACUGUGGUGGAGAUUCCAGAGGCUUUGACAAGGCAAUGAGACAUAAUUGGUCUCAACAUGCUAAAUACUUGAGCCAAGAUAAGAUUUUGAAAUCUAACUUCUUGAUCUCAUUGUCAACACAAAAACUUUCUGUUGAAGAAAUAAAGGCUGCAACUGCAAGAUCAUUCUCUUGUAAAGUUCAGAAUGUUACAAAGGCACACAAUCCACAAGUUGAAAAGGCUUGGCAAGCUCUUUCCAACCUCAAGUUGUCUUCUAGAAGUUAUAUAAAACCUGGUAAAAGCCGGCAAGUGGAAAAAAAUGGUUAUUCAGUCUCUUUUCAAGAUGAUAAAAGAGCUACUCAACAAUGUUCCUCUGAUGGGAAUAACAAAUUUACAGCACCUACUUGGGAAGACCAAAAUUCUAAUGAAAAUAAUGUUGAACAUAGCAAACCUGAUAAAACAACCAAUCCUUGUGCAGCAGUUACCACUUCUGUCACUGAAACUAAAAGGGCUGAAACAAUUCAGAAUGGGGGUUAUGAGUCAGAUUCCACAAGUGCUUGUGGAAAUGAUAUAAGUGGCAUAAACAGGAAUCAUGCAAAAAAUUGGAACCAUAUGCAUGGGCUUCAAGAGAUUGAUGAUGAGGAAACUUUUCAGAAUUUGGAUGUGGAUCAAACACUUACAGAACACUUUCAAUCAUCCUGCACAAUACAGCAAUCAAUCUCAAAUUCUCCACCCUUCACCCCAGCUGCAAAUAAUAGUAUUGUUGCAUGUGAGGACAUAAGUUUACCUCCAGAACUGGAUGUGGACUGUGGUCAUGGUUUUAAGCUAGGAACUUGCCCAGAAGCUGCAACCCAUUUGCAAGAUAUGAAGGAUAUGCUUAUUUCCAUAUCAAAUGAUCUCAUUGACAAUGAUAGUGAAUUGAACUCUGAUGAAUUGGAAAAGCUUCGUCACGAUAGGUUGCAACUAAAAAAGCAAAUCCAACAGCUUAAACAGUAUUGUUCUUCUAUUUUGAUGGAUGAUGAAGGAUGCAAAACAAACUUUUCUGCAUUUACAACUGCUAGAGAUUUGAAGUAUCAAACACCAUUAGCAUUUACCUCAAGGGUUGAUCCUGUUAGACUUGAUGAUCAAUUUUACAUGCAUAAUAAAUGGGACCCACCAUCAAUAUCAUGUUCCUCAGUGGGAAAUUUUGGCAUAUUUUCAACUCCUGUGGAAAGGGAACUGUAUGUCCGAAAGAAUGUCAAAGUUAAUUAUAUUGAUGGUUCAGAUGACAAGAAAUGGAGCAAGAAAGAUUUUUCAUGGACCAAAAAGCUGGAGGCUAAUAACAAGAAAGUGUUUGGGAAUCAUUCAUUUCGUCCCAACCAAAGAGAAGUGAUUAAUGCAACAAUGAGUGGAAAUGAUGUUUUUGUCUUAAUGCCAACUGGAGGUGGAAAGAGUCUCACAUAUCAGCUACCUGCUCUUAUAUGUCCAGGUGUCACAUUGGUGAUCUCACCUCUAGUUUCUCUAAUCCAAGAUCAAAUAAUGCAUUUAUUGCAGGCAAAUAUACCUGCUGCUUAUUUAAGUUCAAAUAUGGAGUGGACCAAACAACAAGACAUUCUCAGAGAUCUCUGCUCAGGGCAUUGCAGUUACAAACUGUUAUAUGUCACCCCAGAAAAAGUAGCGAAAAGUGAUGCUUUAUUGAGACAAUUAGAGAACUUGUAUGCACGGGAAUUGCUAGAUAGAAUUGUGAUUGAUGAAGCGCAUUGUGUAAGCCAAUGGGGACAUGAUUUCAGACCAGAUUACCAGAGUCUUGGUAUUUUGAAACAAAAGUUUCCGAAUAUACCCCUGUUGGCAUUAACUGCUACUGCCACAGCCAGUGUCAAAGAAGAUGUUGUGCAGGCUCUUGGUCUUGUUGACUGUAUUAUUUUCAGGCAAAGUUUCAACCGUCCAAAUUUAAGGUUUUCAGUUAUGCCUAAAACGAAAAAAUGUAUGGAGGAUAUUGACACGUUCAUUAAGGACAAUCAUUUUGAUGAAUGUGGAAUCAUUUAUUGUCUUUCAAGGAAUGACUGUGAGAAAGUUGCUAAAAAGUUGCAGGAAUUUGGGCAUAAAGCUGCAUUUUACCAUGCUAGUAUGGAUCCUAAUGAACGUGCAUCUGUUCAAAAAAUGUGGAGUAAAGAUGAGGUUAAUAUAAUAUGUGCAACUGUGGCAUUUGGAAUGGGUAUAAAUAAACCGGAUGUUCGGUUUGUCAUUCAUCAUUCUCUUCCUAAAUCCAUUGAAGGCUACCAUCAGGAAUGUGGGCGUGCAGGUAGAGAUGGGCAGCAUUCUUCUUGCAUAUUGUAUUAUAGUUAUAGUGAUUAUAUUCGGGUCAAACAUAUGCUUAGUCAUGGAUCCAUAGAGCAGAGCUCUUUUGCAUCUCGCUCAACUACUUUAAAUUCUGGAAGAUUACUGGAAACAAAUACAGAGAACCUUUUGCGCAUGGUCAGUUACUGUGAGAACGAAGUUGAUUGUCGACGUUUUCUACAACUUGUUCAUUUUGGAGAAAAAUUCGAUCCUUUAAGCUGCAAGAAAACAUGUGAUAACUGUUCGAAGACGCAUACUCUCGUAGACAAGGAUGUUACGCAAAUAGCAAAGCAUCUGGUUGAAUUAGUGAAAUCAGUCCGACAAGAAUUCUCAGGAACUUAUAUUUUGGAAGUCUACAAGGGCUCCAUGAACCAAAUUGUCAAGAAGAAUCAACACGAUACCUUAAAGUUACAUGGAGCUGGAAAAAAUGUAGCAAAAGGAGAAGCAUCACGUGUGCUACGUCAUCUUGUUAUUGAGGAGAUCCUUUUAGAGGAUAUUAAGAAAAGUGAUCUCUAUGGAUCUGUUUCAUCAAUUCUAAAAGUAAAUGAAAAGAAAGCGUGCAAUUUACUUGAAGGUCAGAAGACCAUAAUGUUAAGGUUUCCAUCCGUUGUUAAAGUAUCCAAGUCUACUGCUACUACUCCAGCAAAGGGCUUCUUAACAUCAUCAAAACAAACUCCAUCAAGAGUAGAUACUGCUGCUCCUGCUCAAUCUCAACCAGAAGUAGACUCGAAUCUUUCAACCAAAUUGUAUGGUGCUUUGCGAGAGCUUCGAACUCUUCUUGUUAAGGAGGCAGGGGAAGGGGUGAUGGCAUAUCAUAUCUUUGGGAAUGCUACGCUGCAGAGUAUCAGCAGAAGGGUCCCUAGAACUAAAGAAGAGCUUCUUGAGAUUAAUGGCAUUGGCAAGGCUAAAGUAAGCAAGUAUGGGGAUAGAGUACUGGAAACCAUUGAGAUUACCCUCAAUGAAUACUAUAAUUCCAAUAUAAACCAACACAUCAGCAUCAAUGGUGACAGUGAUAGUGAUAGCAUCAAUUCUCCAAAGAGAAUAGAUGCAGUAAAGAGUUAUAAGGAACCAGACUCCACAAAUGGUCUUGAGAUUGUUGAUUAUCCUGAUGAUGAUGAAUCUACAUGGAGGCUUUGAGCAAUUCGUGUUGCUCUAUUAUGGUGUAUUUACUAGUUGUUCUUCAGUUAUUUUAUAAAUUAUGAACACUUUUUCUUGAGCCGAUCUUUGUUUAAUUAUUUGUUUACUCUUUUUGGCUAGAACUUUAGAUGUUUGG
Lactuca virosa is the source of this 3580-nucleotide messenger RNA. The record is from the annotation of a GenBank genome assembly. NCBI's taxonomy places the organism in Eukaryota, Viridiplantae, Streptophyta, Magnoliopsida, Asterales, Asteraceae.